UGUACCAACAAUUUUAGGCUCAUUCUUCUAGCCUCUAGGGUUUCUUGAGACAUCAAUUUUCACCCAAAUUGAAGGUUAAAACCAUUCAUCAAAUCUCGUAAUUUCUUGAAUCGGUCGAUAUGCCUCAGAGACACUCAAAGAACAACAACGAUUUAGCAUUCUUCACGUACGAUGAGAAGCGGAAGCUUGGUUACGGCACGCAGAAUGAGAGAUUGGGAAGAGACUCCAUCAAGCCCUUCGACGCUUGUUCACUCUGCUUGAAGCCCUUUAUUGACCCUCUCUCCUGCACCAAAGGCCACAUUUUCUGCAAAGAGUGCAUUUUGGAAUGCCUUUUAGCCCAGAAGAAAGAUAUCCACAGAAAGUCAGCAGCCCAUGCUGCUCAACAGAAACAGGAAAAAGAAGAUGAAGAAGACAAGCUUAUGCUGCAAAAAGCUCGAGAGCUCGAUGCGUUUGAUCAGCAGAACCACGGGGCGAUACCACAGUACAACGAUAAGAGCUACAGUCGAGACAAAAACAGUUUCCAUGGAGCCAACAGUGUGAAGACGACCUCAUACGAAGAGGAAGCACUCCGUACAAUGAAGGCUUUUUGGCUACCUUCUGCAACACCCGAAGCUCCUAUCAAAGUGCACGCUCCGUCAACAGACACGAAGUGCCCUGAAGGGAACGAAAAGCUCAGGCUGAAGACGCUCUUCCCCGUGGUUUUCACAGAAGACGCUAACGAAGAGAAGAGAUCAACUUCUCUUGACAAAACUUAUAUCUGCCCUAGUUGCAAGGUCACGCUGACAAAUACACUCGCGCUCGUGGCCUUGAGUUCUUGCGGGCACGUCUUCUGCAAGAAGUGCGCUGACAAGUUCGUUGCUGUCGAUAAGGUUUGUCUAGCCUGCGACAAGCCUUGCAAAGAGAGGCAUCUUGUGAAUCUUGCCAAGGGUGGGACUGGUUUUGCAGGCCAUGGAGAUCAUCUCGAAGCCAAAGACUUUAAACAUUUAGGUAGCGGAUCGGGCCUCGGGCUUGUUAGACCAGCAACCAAGACUUGAUCUGGAGACAGUUGGAGGUGUUUUUAUGUAUCAUAUAUUUUGUAAUGCAAGAGAAAGGUGCCAGAUUGUAUCAGAAAUUCUGAGUUUCUAAUUCAACCAUUAAUCUUAA
Molecule: messenger RNA, 1143 nt
Organism: Salvia hispanica
Lineage: Eukaryota; Viridiplantae; Streptophyta; Magnoliopsida; Lamiales; Lamiaceae
Product: E3 ubiquitin-protein ligase CSU1-like
Cellular component (GO): nucleus
Molecular function (GO): ubiquitin protein ligase activity
Source: RefSeq, a predicted model, not a curated record